Messenger RNA from Seriola dumerili (greater amberjack), 7052 nucleotides. It is a transcript of the gene cd99l2, whose product is annotated as CD99 antigen-like protein 2. The coding region runs from base 111 to 866 and encodes 251 amino acids. The transcript is spliced from 10 exons. NCBI's taxonomy places the organism in Eukaryota, Metazoa, Chordata, Actinopteri, Carangiformes, Carangidae. The record is from RefSeq and is a predicted model, not a curated record.
UGCGGCUCUCAGCGUGACGGAGCUGAACUGCUUCAGACAGACCUAACGGUACCGGCUCGCUCUCUAACCGCUCUCUGCUCAGCCUCCUCCGGGUGCUUGUGUGUGUGUGUAUGCGGACUGGGGUCAUGGCUUCUCGCCCUCUGUGGACUGUGAGCCUGCUGCUGCUGGCGCUGCUGCUGCCGCUGCAAGUCCUGUCUCAGGAUCUCUUUGACCUGGCUGAUGCUCUGGAUGACAGUAAACCAACGACUCCUGCACCACGUCCACCUGUACCCGCAGGAGGAGCAGAUCUUGAUUUCGAUGAUUUAUCUAAAGUCAGCGGCACCACCACCACCACCACCAAAGCCCCACCCAAGGUCACACCUAAGAUCCCCGCAGUUACCAAGGCCCCAGUCAAGCCCAAACCCAAACCAGCUGAUGAUGACUUUGACCUGGCCGAUGCUCUGGACCCCAAGAAUGACAUCGGUGGCAAAGACAAGAACAAGGGUCAGGGAGGUACGUUCUCUGACAGUGACCUGAUUGAUGUCGGGAAAGACGACACCUACAAACCCGACAAAGGCAAAGGUGGAGCUGCAGGUGGAGGCAGUGACCACAUCGACCAGUAUGAUGACCCUAACAGUGAGACCACAGCAGAGGUGGGCACCAUUGCAGGGAUUGUCAGUGCGGUUGCCAUGGCGCUGGUGGGUGCCAUCAGCAGCUACAUCUCCUACCAGAAGAAGAAGUUGUGCUUCGGUCUGCAGCAGAGUCUGAACACUGACAUGGUGAAGGCUGAAAACCCUGAAGCUGUGGUGGCUACAGAACCACAAGUCCAACAGACUCUGCUGGAGCCACCCAACGCUGAGCCCCCCACUGAGGAGAACGCUGUGUAACACACACACACAAACAUGUCCGACCCCCACCACACCCCCCUGCACACACACACACAGACAUACAUACACACACACACACUCACACACACACACAUGGCCAUGCUGCAGUCUAUUGUGUAGCAUGUCCUCAUUGAUCCUGUGGCUCUGUGCUGGGAUUUGUAGUCCUUCUACACCGAAUGUGAACAUGAUUUUUUACUCUGCUGUGAACAGUGAACAGAACCUUUCUACAUGUGUGUGAUGGUAGUAAUGUAUUGUUUAGUCUCUAUUGGUUUACAGUGUGUGACACAGUCAGGUGACAACAACUGGAAACACAACAACCUGUUCAUGUUGUUAUGUGAUGGAGAAACAGUCUGUGGGUGUGUGUCACAGCUGCUCUGACUCACAGGGGUCACAGCGGGUCUCUGACAGUGAACUGGAUUAUGGUCCAGUUGGAGAGCAUUGUGGGAAAUUCUUAGCAAGUUCACCUCCUGUGAACCAGAGACGCUGCGACACACACACCUGCUAUUUCUAAUUGUUUUUCUUUUGUUAGAUGAAUGAAGGUUGUGACUCAUCAUCAGGAACGUGUCACUUCCUGUUGACACAGCUGAUUAUCUGUCAUCAAUAUCCCUUUAUUGAUCGUAUCUGAACUGGAUCAAUAUGGUACUCGGAGUCAGUCUCCAACAUUUAACAGUCGUCCCAGGUUUCUGUGCCAACACGUGUAGCAACUGAUAAAGAUAAUGUCGACACACAUUAUCACAGCAGCCUGUUAUUAUCACGUUAGACUAUGAGCCAAGCAUGUACUCAUAGAACUGAGGUUACAACACGUAACCACCAUACUAACACUUAUUCCUAUGACAUGUAAUAUUUAUUAGAUUAAUGUGUUAUCACUAUAAUGAUGAUGUUUGUUCAGUGGAUGAUGAUGAUGAUGAAGAGUCACUGAUGUUUGACCACCUGGUAGAUGUAGUGCUUCUUACUGGGCGUCACUAUUGGCUUUAUAUACUAUAUGUUCAUAGACCUGGAGUCACGCAGGUCACCACUGUGUACGUCAUGUGACUGUUACAUCAUCACGUCGUCUCUCCUCAUGAACAAAGUUGCCUUAUUCAGAUUCAGACUUUUGGCAGUUUAAGGCAUCUCAACGUUUGUGUCUGCAGCUUUUUAUACUGUAAAUAUCCUGAUGUUUUUUCAACUUGGCCUUUAAAAGGAAGAGGUGAUGAUCCGACAGCUUCUUUAUACACUACUGAAGAAGUUAAAGAUCAGAACACCAAAUACAAAGGUCAAAUACAGAAUCGCCACAUUUAAUGUAGCAUAAAAAUGAUGUUAGUUCAGUUAGCUCUGCUGUAGCUUUAGCUUAAACAUGCACAGUGUCUUUUCUCUCUGGUCGAUAGAACAGGGUCUUCCUCUGUUGCAGGAGAAGAACAGGAGGGAAGUUUGGUUGAAGAUACAGCUGCUGCAGACGAGCUGAUGAUUGUUUGUACUGUGUUUUAUUGUGUUAGCAUUGAGAUGCUUGUGUGUGCACAACUGAGCUAAUCUCUAUCCCAAGGUGGCCGUCAUAACAUGUGGAUGCUAACCAGUAGCGCAGCAGAUAACUGCAUAUUUCAGGGAAAUCUUUCAAAUGUGGAUACAAGUACUAAACUUGGCACAAAUCCUCAACACGUUGGCCACUCCAAAAUUCAAGAUGGCCACCAUUUCUGGCAAGGAAGUUCAUCCACUAUUUUCUCAUAUGAGUAAUCUAGGUAUCAAAUCGUACAUUUUAACAGUGUUGAAGUUGAAUUCAGUACACUGUAAAAAUGAAAUGAAAGUAUAUUUCAGCAAAAAUAUUUUUUACAAAGAAAAAUUACUCACAAAAAAGCUUGCUAACACUAGUGCUAACACUAGCAAGUUAGCCUAGCGAGCUAAUGUUAAGACAAGUAAACAAGUACUGACUGUCGACUCUUACUAAACUUUUGGUUCUUCAUUCAUAACAAAUGGUUUGCAAAUACAUUGCGUUUUAUGCAGAAUUUUUUAGAAAAAACAGGAUUAAAAUUUAUAACAAAAUCAUUGAAAUCUGUCCCAUGGGUAUAAUUCUGUGGUAAUAUAUGUCUCCUAUGCCAGAAAUGAUGGUUAUCUUGAAAUUUUGAAAUUUCAAGUAGCUAAUGGGAUUUUUCAAAUGAAUUGCCCCACAGGGAGAAACAUACCAAUUUUGGUGUUUGUAGCACAUUUGACGGAUUAUUGCAGUUAUCUGCUGCACUACAGGGGCAGAGCAGGACAUUGUGAACAUUCAGGGCUUCGCUCAAACUUAAGGGGCCGAGGAUGAAAGCAUGUUUUUACAUCAAGCCCAAAGACUCUGCUAAUUAUCAGGUGACCUAUAGAUGGCGAUAUUUCCCCUGUAGGUAAAAGAGCUCCAGUGAUUCUGCUGGCUGGUGGAGUGAUACAGUGAGCAGGAACCCACAGAAACACACUGACGAACUUUAACCUGGUGACUCAUCAAUACCCAUCAAUAAAAUAUAUUGAUUUCAGUUUUUGAUCAGAAUCAGAAUGAUAAUAAUAGAUAAUAAUAUAUAAUAUUAAAGGUUUAUACAAUUUUUUUUACAAUCAUAUGACAAUCCUGGCACACAACAGUGGGAUAAUAACUGCCUCCUCUGUGAUGAUUUAUUAUAGAAAAUAUUUUGUAGAAAAAUGAGACAAUCCUGGUGAAGAUGAGUCUUCAGAUUCAUGUGUGUUACUGUGUCUCUAUCACAGUGCAGAGAUGCUGUGAUGAUCAGUCUGGAGGCCUGUGAUUGGCCACCGUGGGAUGAGAUGUAGAGGCGUGUAGAGGGUUGUGGACCAGGUCGUGGACCCUGGUGAAGCUGAUAUAAUUUACAGUAGAACCUGCUUUAGCAGUGUAGGUGACGUUAGCAGCUGUAGUUGUAGGAAGUUGAAUAGAAGCUGUGAUGGUUGUACAUAUUACUGUGUUUGUACUGUAGCAGUGUGUAUUAGACUAUACUCUUCAGUGUGUGCGUGCGUGUGUGUGUUUACACUCUUUGCCUGCUCUUUUUACACUUUGUACCCGACUAAACUUUUCCUAAUAACGUAGCUGAACUUUUUGUAUCUGCGACUUUGUUGUGCGCUUUUUCUUAGAGACUCGCGGAGUCCUGUGUGUUCCUCGACCAGAGGCUUUUAUUUUGGAGACCAGGGCUGAAUCACUCACUGUUUCCUUUAGAGAGGGGGGGGGGGGUGAUGGAUCAGUUGGAGGUGGAGGAUUUUGGAAACCGGCUCCUGGUCUGAACGAGAAAUAGUUUCUACAUGAACCAUGUCAGACACUGAGAGAGUUGCUGUUGUAUGUGUUGUACUGUAGACAGUGUUGUGUUGUGUUGGUGGCCUAUAAAGAGAGUGUGUUAUGUAAUACACCACAGCCUGGUCUCCUCCAUGUUGCCUUGCUAAAGCAGCUGCUUGUGCCCACAGUCCCUCUGUGCUCGAGUCCUUGAACACUGGAUCAGCUCAUCAACACUCUGAUCUCAGGCUGGUUGAACAAAGAUGAUUGUGUGUGUCACUUCCUGUUGUUGAGCAGGAAGAAUUCACUGUGACAAAACAGGAAACAUGAGCUUUAAUGAAGUAGAACUGUCACAAGAAGAAGACGGUUUAUAAAGAGCAGAGCUGUGUUGCUCUUCAACAGAGCACUGAGCCGUGAUGGAGACUCACGGCAGAUAAACUCUAAUCAGAUUUUUUUUUUAUUGGUCAGCUUCAAUAACACAAAACAAAACUCUGCUGUCUAUAUGAGCUUUCAUGAGACUGCAGAGAUCAGAGACAGGAAACAAGGGAGAGAGAUACCACACAGGUCCUCAGCUGGACUCUUAACAGAACAGUUGGCAUCUUGACUCUGAAGCCAUGGAGGCUCCAAAGACUCUAAUGUAGACCACCUGAGAUCUCAGCAGACAGACCUCCUCAUUAAAAUCCACUGGUAAUAACUGGUUCCCCUGCAGUCUUUAAAUCCAGACCUGGUUUCCAUCUUCCUCUAACGCUGGUGGACAGAUUUCUUUAAACUCUCAGAAGUCCAGUUUGGCUCUAAAAUGAAUCUUUUAUCAACAGUAGACUAAAAAACCUUCUUGAGGGUCUGUGUGGUGGUUUCAUCUCCUCCUCAUGGACGUGGUCUAGAAGCCCGUUCAGCACCCAGACUUUAUUCGGGACUGUACGCGCCUACAAAUGUGCCAAAUGUGCCAAAUGUUAAUGCUCAGAACACGUCUGUGUAGCAGAUACCCAGUGUAGUACGUACAGGACCAGGUUUUUGGACUGUUUUGGGGGGGGGGGGUUGGAGAGCAACACACAAGCUCAGUACACCAGACAUACAGCUCUUUGUGCAGCCAGACCCUGAGAGAUCAGUGCUGAAACAUGAACCAAUAUGUAGUCGCUCUGGUGGUCUCAGUUUUCUGUGGGGUACGUCUUUCUUAAAGUGGUUCAGACUUUGUGUUGUGUUCAGGGACUGUGAGCACCUAAUGAACUCACCUUGUCAUGGACACUCAGCACAGCUGUUAGUGAAGUGGCUCUUCUCUCUUUGCCUUACACCUGCACCGUCCCACGGGGACACGCUGCAGUAUUCAUCAAACACACCCCAGCUGUACCUGAGCACUAGCACCGCCCACGGCUCUCACCUCCCCUUGGGAGGGGGGGAUCACAGGUGUGGGUGCUGCUGAGAGCUAAACGUCACACAAAGCAAACACAACACAAAACUUCCUGUUUAGUGAAUGUAUGAAACACCUUCAUCUUCGUCUUCAUCAGCAGAAACAGACUCACCAAAGAUGAAGCUGAUUGAUUUGCCUUUAUGUGUCAGUUUGUAAAACGAGGACUGAACCUGAACCUGAAUGUAACACAUGACCUCGCCUGAGGUCACCUGAGGUCACCUGAUGUCUCAUUAAUAACCUGUCAUAUCUGUUCACUCAGACACACAGUGACUCAGUUCUUAUUGGCUCUGUGUUGAUGAUGAUGCUGCUGUAACAUCUGGAACACCUGUAAUACUGUUUGCAGGUGGUUACUGGUCUGGUACUGGUCAAUGAUGAAGACCAGUACAGUCUCAAGACCACCAACCACCACACAGUGGCUCACUUUGACCCUGGUCCCUGUUGCAGUUUAAUCCAGCUGUGGUCUUGGUCCAGGGUUUGGGAGGUUGUGGACUCUGGUGGGGGGGGGUUCUCCUCGGGGGUCUGGGAGACAGGUGACAGGUGUGUGUGGUUCAGCAGCAGCAGCAGGAGUCAGUGUACCUGGUCCAGGUAUCUGGAGGUGUUUUACAAAGCCUGUUUAAAAAAACUGGAGGUAGUCACGGCGAUAUGACCUGACCUGUUAGAUGGAGAAUCAGAGAGGGAUCAAUCUGAUCAAUAUUAAAUAUUCAUAUUUGAUCAUUAAUAACUUGCUAAUUUAUUGUAUGAGAGAUAAAUAAAAACCCUGCCAGCACCUGAAACCAGCACACCACUUAUUGUUAACCAGAUACACUGAUCCAGUUAAUUCUCAUCUCACUAACUGCACUUUCAGGUUUGUUUAAUCCUGGAUAUGAAGUUGUCUCUAAUAACUUAUUUUGAAAUAAAAAGUUGAAACCAGGAUUAGAUGUUAAAUGAUCAGCCGAUCGUUGAUCAUGGGAUCGGACUCCUGAUUGACAGUAGCGGUUCAUUCUUGCAAAAACAGGUCCAGAUCAAGUUUAGUUCAAGUCAAGAUCAAGUCGGGUUUGAGGGACUGAUAAAUUCAGGCUUGUGUUAAAUCAACACCAAUCAACUCAAGCUAACAGGAUCCUGGACUAGACUUAAUCUGGACCAGGACCAGGUUUUGCUCUUAAGGGCUGGUUCCAAGCCUGUGCCCUGAACUGAUGUCAGGCUAACUGAUGAUAAACCCAGAUUAUUGUGUAGAACAUCUGCUCAAUGUAGAUCACGACAAUUCACAUGACCCUGCUGCCACUCGGACUGUCCUCUCACUCUAGUGCCUGCCCCCACCCCCACCCCCACCCCCCCGUCUUUGUGAGGCUUCCUGUCUCGUACAACACAUACACACAGCACUCUCCUCUCAUACAUACACACACUCUAGAUGCAUGCUUUUCUCCACACAAUGACAGAUGUUGACACUGUCUCUCUGUCAGCUGGACAGUCUUCAUAGCUUGAAGUGUAAUAGUAAGCUCUGCUUUCUCUCUUUAUCCCACUAUGAUAACCCUGCUGAUGUGUUACAGGUUUGUGUUCGUGAUAUGAAACCAAUAAAGAAACUUUGAAAAGACAA